Megalobrama amblycephala (Wuchang bream) is the source of this 1540-nucleotide messenger RNA. RefSeq names its product charged multivesicular body protein 1B (gene chmp1b). Lineage: Eukaryota; Metazoa; Chordata; Actinopteri; Cypriniformes; Xenocyprididae. The transcript has 8 exons. The record is from RefSeq and is a predicted model, not a curated record. Bases 192 to 791 code for a protein of 199 amino acids. Gene Ontology annotation, cellular component: multivesicular body; ESCRT III complex. Gene Ontology annotation, biological process: endosome transport via multivesicular body sorting pathway; protein transport; late endosome to vacuole transport.
CUGAGCGCGUGACUGUGACAUCACUCCAGUUGUUUGGAGAAGCCGGAAGUGAAUACAGGGAAAUUACCACAAACAGAGCGGGGACAGUUACUGAUUCACACGAAGAGCUUGGGGGGAAAACUAGACUGAAAACUAUUCCCAUCUAAUCGUCAUACUUCCUCGAGUAGAACCAGGAGCAUAAUCGGAUUUUUAUGUCGACCAUGGAGAAGCAUUUGUUUAACCUCAAGUUUGCAGCCAAAGAACUUCAGCGGAGCUCCAAAAAAUGCGACAAAGAAGAGAAGGCAGAGAAGCUCAAAGUCAAGAAGGCGAUCCAGAAGGGCAAUAUGGAGGUUGCACGGAUACAUGCAGAAAACGCUAUCCGCCAGAAGAACCAAUCAGUGAACUUCCUUAGAAUGAGCGCAAGAGUGGAUGCGGUGGCUGCACGAGUACAGACGGCUGUCACCAUGAACCAGGUCACCAAGUCUAUGGCUGGGGUUGUGAAGGGCAUGGAUGCAACCCUGAAGAGCAUGAACCUUGAGAAGAUUUCAGGUCUGAUGGAUAAAUUUGAGCGUCAAUUUGAAACUCUGGACGUACAGACGGCUCAAAUGGAAGACACGAUGAGCAGUACCACAACACUGACCACACCACAGGGUCAAGUCGAUACUCUGAUGAUGGAAAUGGCAGAUGAGGCUGGGCUGGACCUCAAUAUGGAGCUUCCUCAGGGUCAGACAGGAUCAGUGGGAACCAGCGUAGCAUCUGCAGAACAGGACGAGCUCUCUCAGAGACUGGCCAAACUCAGAGACCAGGUUUAAGGAAGAAUCGGGUGUGUGUAAGAGAGCGAUUGUGUAUGUAUGUGCGAGUAUAUGAGAAACAUAUCCCCUGUUUACUGACCCCUGGAAAUAUUGGCCUCAUUGUUUAUUUGUUUAGUUCUUUUUAUGCAGUUGAGGGGUGUGUGCAGAUGUGUGAGGGUGUGCAGCUUUCCUUAUCCACUAUAACAUGCCGAAACCAAACUGUAAUGACACGCUGGAAACACAAAAAUUAGGAACGUUGUAUGGUAACGCUGCUGCCUCAGUCCAUAAUAAUUGGUUUAAAGCUUAUAAUAUUGUGUGUAACAUUUCUUUGUAACAUUACUCAUUUUAUUUAAGUUCAUGUUUUAAAUAUCUGCUUGUCUCUCAAAUACAUUUUAUGCCAAUGUAUCUACAUUAACCUACACCAGAGUUGGUAUCAGACAGCUGUUGGGUAAAAAUUGAGACUUCUUUUUUUUUUUUUUUCUUGCUGCACACAUUUUGGCCUCUGCUUCAAUGGAUAUUGUGGGAAAUUGUAUCUUAAAAUGCAUGUGAUCAAGAUGAUGAUUUGAAUAAAAUCGUUUCCUUUCUUCCAAGGCAGUAAAAUCCCCAGUUUAUCAGCCCUAGGUCUUUAGAGUUUCUGUAAUCUUUUUCUAUUUUGCAUUAUCCAAAAUAAAUAAACUGCCUUUGGCAAUGUACAUCUCAAUCAGCUGGCUCAGAUAAGAAUAUAUAUAUGUUUGUUUGUGUGUAUAUAUAAAUAAAAUUUUGCAAAUUUA